AUGUGGAAGAGAUUCCAAAGAAGAAAAAAGAAUGGAAGAAGAAAGUCCAAGAAGAUGACACAAGAAGUCAAGAAGCUCAUUUUAAAGCCUCAGCCAGGAACCGACUUUUACUUGAAGCUGGAAGAAGCCGRUAUGGGUAUACAUAAGCUGUUUUUGUCCUCAAGAUUCCCAGCGCACAUGUUUCUUUCAGUGUUAAUGAUUAUAUUAAGUGUUACUGGUAUAACAUUUAAUGUACUUGUCUGUAUCGUAAUGAAACGAUCCAAGAGACUCAUGAAGGUGGUAUCCAACUUUUUCAUACUACAUCUCAGUGUUGUGGAGGUUGCAUUCCGAUUGUAUUUGAUGAUAAACACAAUUUAUUUCCUUUCCACUGGAAAUGACAUGCAAGAAGCUGUUUGUAUCACGAUUCAUUCAAUAUCUGAUGUCUUAGCUGGCGCAAUAUUUUGCUUGCUUGCUGGCAUUGCCUUGGAUCGCUUCGUGAACAUUGCAUACCCUUUCCAAGGUCUUAUUAUAAUGGCAAAGUGGAGACUGAAAGGCUCACUUAUUGUAUGGACGUAUGCUUUAUUGACGGGCUUUCUGACMAAACCAUUUUCAGUUGAAAAAAUGAAAAUUGGCAGAGACAGAAACAUUAGAAAUAUAACUGAAAAGUAUUUUCGGUACUUCUGCGACGCAAGACAGACUACCAUGUCCCUCGUUCGAUUCUGCGUUUACCCACUUCUGGCAGGAUUUGGUCUUAUUGACGAUUUCAAUACCAAGAUAAAGUUUAAAAUGGUUUCUAAUAUAAUGAUGCGAGUUAGUUCCAUAUUGAUACCUUUUAUAUAUGCAUUUUAUAAUCCGAAAUUUAGAAGGGAGCUCUUUAGGGUAUUGAGAAUGAGAAAAACCGCGAACAGUCUCUCKCGUGCAGAGAACCUYUCAACAAGCACUUCGACAAYUCCUUUGAAAAAGUUGUCUAUACAAUCAAGUACUUCUAUUCAGUCAAUGUUUUUACAAGCACAAGGUAUUGAAUUACAUAAAAUAACGCUUUAUUGAAAAGUAUUUCAUGCUUUAAAGAAUCCUAACCAAACCACAAUACAGCGCGCGCUCGUGCAAUUUACAUACGUUUUAAAUGCGUCAAGCAUACAAUAGAUUACAGAUUGAUAUUACCUGUGAGGUACUUAGUUAAAGGUAUUUCUGUCCAAACUGAAAGGAUAGAAGACGAUU
Molecule: messenger RNA, 1197 nt
Organism: Exaiptasia diaphana
Lineage: Eukaryota; Metazoa; Cnidaria; Anthozoa; Actiniaria; Aiptasiidae
Exons: 3
Coding region: 1-1026 (341 amino acids)
Biological process (GO): G protein-coupled receptor signaling pathway
Cellular component (GO): membrane
Molecular function (GO): G protein-coupled receptor activity
Source: RefSeq, a predicted model, not a curated record